Messenger RNA from Nerophis lumbriciformis (worm pipefish), 1157 nucleotides. Its product is annotated as relaxin-3 receptor 1-like. Gene Ontology annotation, molecular function: C-C chemokine receptor activity; C-C chemokine binding. The record is from RefSeq and is a predicted model, not a curated record. Gene Ontology annotation, cellular component: external side of plasma membrane; membrane. Gene Ontology annotation, biological process: calcium-mediated signaling; positive regulation of cytosolic calcium ion concentration; G protein-coupled receptor signaling pathway. NCBI's taxonomy places the organism in Eukaryota, Metazoa, Chordata, Actinopteri, Syngnathiformes, Syngnathidae.
AUGGACGACACGUCGAACCAGAGCGAGGCAUCCAACGUCAGCACGCAGGCGGGCGAUUAUCGCUUGGAGGACAUCGACCUGGGCGCGGACGGGAGCGCGUUUCUGCGCAUCCUCAUCUCCGUGGUCUACUCCGUGGUGUGCGCGGUGGGUUUGAUAGGGAACCUGCUCGUCCUCUUCUUCAUGCGGCUCCGACAGGGGCGCAAAAAGUCGGCCAUCAACUUUUUCAUCAUCAACCUGGCGGUGACGGACUUCCAGUUCGUGCUGACGCUGCCUUUCUGGGCGGUGGACACGGCGCUGGACUUCAGCUGGCCGUUCGGGAACGCCAUGUGCAAGGUGGUGCUGUCCGUCACCGUCAUGAACAUGUACGCCAGCGUCUUCUUCCUCACCGCCAUGAGCGUCACCAGGUACCUGUCCGUCACCUCGGCGCUCAAGAAGUCCUCGCACCGGUGGUCGCGGUGCGUAAAGUGGGUGUGCGCGGUGCUGUGGGUGGCGGCCACGCUCGCCACGGCGCCCACCGCCGUCUUCUCUGCAGUGACUGUAGUCGCCGGGGAAAAACUCUGCCUGCUUAAAUUCCCGGAGGGACACGACUGGCUCGCUCUUUAUCACAUCCAAAAAAUACUGGUGGCGUUUAUCAUCCCGCUGCUGAUCGUCUCCGUCAAUUACAUCAUGCUUUUGCGCUUCAUUAAGCGCAAAAGCAUGCGCGCCAGCAACCAAAAGAGGAGAUCAAAAGUCACCAAAUCCGUCGCCAUCGUCGUUUUGUCCUUUUUCUGCUGCUGGAUGCCCAACCACGCCAUCACCUUCUGGGGCGUCCUGGUCAAAUUUAACGCGGCCAAUUGGGAUAAGUCCUACUUCAUGGUGCACACCUACGUGUUCCCGGUCACCGUGUGCUUGGCGCACGCCAACAGCUGCUUGAACCCGGUACUCUACUGCCUCAUGAGGCCAGAGAUCAGGAAGAUGCUCAGCGCGUUAGUCUGGAGGACUCCCAGUCCGUGCGCCAACACCAGCGGCAAGGCAUGCAAGGCGCGCUCUUUUACGCGCGGAGACACCCGUGACGCAGCACGGACUGCCGAAAACGCGGAGUUGAACUUGUCCGUGGUGGACCACAAGGGAACCACUAGCUCCAAAAUGGUCCCGUUCAGCUCUUAAGUCAGUGGUUC